AUGACAAUCGAUGAAAAGCCCUAUGCAAAUAACCGUCAGUUUAUUAAUAGUGUGUAAUAAUUUGAUUCUGAUUUUGUGCAUUAAACGUUUUUUUAAGAUAACCUCAAAAUGUCUUUAGAUGUAAAGCAAAUUUUAAAUUUUCCUCAGGGAUGUAUUGAAUACAUUCCUCAAUUUGAAAAUGAAACAAUGUCUAGCAAUGAUUUGGACAUAUUAGGUGGUAUACUACAUGAUACACGACAUGUAUGGCAUGCUAAGGGUCCUACAUUGGAAGUUAGAAAUACAAAAACGGGUUCAAAAGUAGGCGCUUGGGUUUUUGGUGGUAUAUUGAAAGAUUCCAACACUACAAUUACAUGUGUUGAGGAAAUACCAAGACCCAAUGGCCGGAUUUCACUUUUAGCUGUUGGGAUUGAUUGUACUAUAAGUGGUGGAAUUAUUUGCAUCUUUGAUAUUUUUAGUUCAAAAGUUUUAAGAGCAAUACAAGUAAAAGACAAGAUUUCAUAUUUACAUGUAAUAGAUCCUGGUAUCAAAGACUUAAAUUUAUCAGGACCACUGAGAAAUUUUGAUGGCAUACUGGCUGUAGGAUUGGAUGGAGGAGAUGUAAUUAUUGUUGAUGUAUGUAGGCAGAUUUGUGAGGAGCCUUUACACUCAAUUUCAAAGAGGGAUGAACUUAACCCUUCUCAGCUAUUCAUUUUGACUUUAAGACAUAUACCCAAAGUUGAACAAUAUAAAGAAGGAUGUGUGAGGGAUGGUAAUCAUCUUGCCAUUCAUCUAAAUGCUGUCUUUAAUAGUACUACUGAACAUUUUGUACUCAAAGGGCCUAAAGGUGAUGAUAGAAUUCAUGUGAAUAGAGCAGAAGUUGUAACCAGUGCACUCCAUUACUGCUCUCAAUUAACAUCUCUCCUAGUUGGUUAUAAUUUUGGAGCGUUUCAACUAUGGGACUUAACAACUCUAAAAUUAGUUUAUACCUCACCCAUAUGUGAAGAGCAUAUUCCCAUAACCAGAUUUGCACUGCAAGAGCCCACAGAUGAUCCUAGAGCAUUUUGCUAUGUUUGGGUUGCUUUUGGUAACUCUGAAUUAUACCAAACUGGAUUACCUUAUGCAGUAAUGUAUUCCCUAUGUUAUGAAACGAAGGAGUACCAGGAGGGAUACGGAUAUGUAUACCAGGAUUUUCAUUAUUGCACUAUAAGAUUUCAAAUUCAAUUGGGACAAUUAGAAGAGAACAGGUGGGGAAUCUGCAAACAGACGUCGGAGGUAAACAUUUCCAACAGUGCUGACCUCCUUGGACCUCCAAUCACCUCCAAUUUAUCAAAACAGUUCCGUAAAUUAAGUAAUUAGCAAUAAAAUAAAUUC
Messenger RNA from Diabrotica virgifera virgifera (western corn rootworm), 1350 nucleotides. RefSeq names its product protein ELYS-like. The coding region runs from base 109 to 1335 and encodes 408 amino acids. The record is from RefSeq and is a predicted model, not a curated record. NCBI's taxonomy places the organism in Eukaryota, Metazoa, Arthropoda, Insecta, Coleoptera, Chrysomelidae. Gene Ontology annotation, molecular function: protein binding. The transcript has 5 exons.